Molecule: messenger RNA, 735 nt
Organism: Ipomoea triloba (trilobed morning glory)
Lineage: Eukaryota; Viridiplantae; Streptophyta; Magnoliopsida; Solanales; Convolvulaceae
Exons: 3
Coding region: 8-499 (163 amino acids)
Source: RefSeq, a predicted model, not a curated record
UAUUGACAUGAUAUUUUCAGUUCGAUACUUUAACAAAGCUUAUAAGGCAGGACUUGGUCAAUUUCUUAUGAAAUUGCCUAGCUAUGGCGAUCUGAAAAUGGUCAUGUCUGACUAUGAGGAUUUUGUGAUGAUUGAGAAAUUGCAUGCUGUGUCCUUCAGUUCUCUCCGGAAUAUGGUUAAUAGAUCAGAUGCAAAAAACAUUCUCAUCUCAUCGGGGGAAACAAGACUGGCUCAGAUGCUUGGGGAUCAGGAAAUCAAAGGUGCCACCACAAUAUACUUGGCCUGUUCUUCUCCGGAGGCUGCUGAGGCCUUCUGUAAAGAAAUUGAGUAUCACCCAAUUAUUAAGGACAGCUAUCAGCUUCUGCAGAUGGUAUCUCCCGAAGUGUUAGAAAUUAAAAUGACCUCUGCAUUGAGAAGAAGGCUGUGUAGAGCUUUCAAACAUCAUGCCGGACUGAUCUUGCACAGGAAGAAGGUGGAAGAUACAUCAUGUUUUACUUAAGACUGGACAUAAUAUGCCACCCCUAUCCCUAGAAUAGAUGUUUGCCAGCAUUUGUUUACUUUUGUAGACUGCAGUGAUUCCUUCUCCAAAUUAAAGAAACAUUUAUAUCUUUUAGGGAAAAGUCAGUUUUAGUUUCUCAAUUAUACUUUCGGAAUUGAUUACCUUAUGGUAUGCUGUUGGACUGUAUUUGAAAUUUUACUUGGUUCUUUUAAUGUGUUUUGCUGACUUAACUCUCA